This is a messenger RNA of Clupea harengus (Atlantic herring), 2152 nucleotides long. RefSeq names its product zinc finger protein OZF-like. Gene Ontology annotation, molecular function: RNA polymerase II cis-regulatory region sequence-specific DNA binding; DNA-binding transcription factor activity, RNA polymerase II-specific. Bases 437 to 2152 code for a protein of 571 amino acids. The record is from RefSeq and is a predicted model, not a curated record. NCBI's taxonomy places the organism in Eukaryota, Metazoa, Chordata, Actinopteri, Clupeiformes, Clupeidae. Gene Ontology annotation, cellular component: PcG protein complex; chromatin; transcription regulator complex. Gene Ontology annotation, biological process: regulation of transcription by RNA polymerase II. The transcript has 5 exons.
GGAUGUCUUCCUAUUGUAGCUUUCCAACUAUCCUUUCGUAACUUAGGGGACCAUCUUCACAGUUGGGAGCUGCUAGCGUGUGUUAAUAUUAACUCAUGUUAAUAUCUGUGAAUACUGACUCUGUGAAUAAGAAGCUGGACAGGCACCCCAAGGGUUUCUACCUUUUUCUAUUAUAAUUUUACGAGUUCAAUUGAGGAGACUUUAACAUCAGCUAGAUAACUGGUGUGAUAUUUAAAAUAAUAAUAUAUUAAAAAAAUAUUGAAUGCCAUUGGAACUCAUGCAUUUAUACUGUUAUAGGUUAUAAAGGUUAUAUCAAAGUUGAUUCGAAAAAAAAAAACCUGGCUUGUGCUUUACUCAAUUAAAUGUGAGACCUAUUAUGGGAAAACUUUAAUGUUGGGAUGUCAUUUGCAGUCUUUUAACAUUUAAAACAUUUAAAAUGUCUGAUCAUUUUGUCUCCAGAUCUCUAACUCAUGUGCCUGUAUCUCUGCCUACAUUUACAGUGCUGUCUUGCUGUCAGCAGUCCAACACAAGGAAGAAAAAACAUGAAUGCUCCCAGUGUUUCAAAACCUUUCCUAAAUCUUCCGCUCUUGCAAUUCAUCAACGAACACACACAGGAGAAAAGCCACAUCAAUGUUCUCAGUGUGGAAAUGCCUAUAGCCAAAUGUGUAAUCUCAAGAGACACCAGAGGAUCCACACUCGGGAAAACCCACACCAGAUGAUCCAUACUGAGGAAAAGCCACACCAGGGUUCUCAGUGUGGAAAGACUUUUAAAUGUAUGUCUUAUCUCAAGAGACACCAGAGGAUCCACACUGGGGAAAAGCCACAUCAGUGUUCUCAGUGUGGCAAGGCCUAUCAUCGAAUGUCUCAUCUGAAGACACACCAGAGGAUCCACACUGGAGAAAAGCCAUAUCAUUGUUCUCAGUGUGGAAAGACCUUUAGCCGAAUGUGUUAUCUCAAGGAACACCAGAGGAUCCACACUGGGGAGAAGCCACAUCAGUGUUCUCAGUGUGGAAAUGCCUUUCGCUCAAUGUCUAAUCUCAAUGCACACCAGAGGAUCCACACUGGGGAAAAGCCACAUCAUUGUUCUCAGUGUGGAAAGACCUUUACUGUAAUGGGUACUCUCAAGAGACACCAGAGGAUCCACACUGGGGAAAAGCCACAUCAGUGUUCUCAGUGUGGCAAGGCCUAUCAUCAAAUUUCUCAUCUGAAGACACACCAGAGGAUCCACACUGGAGAAAAGCCAUAUCAUUGUUCUCAGUGUGGAAAGACCUUUAGCCAAAUGUGUUAUCUCAAGGAACACCAGAGGAUCCACACUGGGGAGAAGCCACAUCAGUGUUUUCAUUGUGGAAAUGCCUUUCGCUCAAUGUCUAAUCUCAAGGCACACCAGAGGAUCCACACUGGGGAAAAGCCACAUCAUUGUUCUCAGUGUGGAAAGACCUUUACUGUAAUGGGUCAUCUCAAGAGACACCAGAGGAUCCAUACUGGGGAAAAGCCAUAUCAUUGUUCUCAGUGUGGAAAGACCUUUACUGUAAUGGGUCAUCUCAAGAGACACCAGAUGAUCCAUACUGGGGAAAAGCCACACCAGUGUUUUCAGUGUGGGAAGUGCUUUAAUACCAAAAGCAAUCUCAAGACACAUCAGAAAAUACAUACUAGAAUCACGCAUACAGCGGAAAAGCCUUAUCAGUUUCUUCAGCGUAGGAAGGCCUUUAAUAGAAUAUCUAGUCUCAAGGUACAUCAGAAAAUACAUACUAGAGAAAGACCCCACCAGUGCAGUUUCCCAACCCCACCUGUCCUCUCCUUCCCCAUCACCUUUCAGUUCCCAACCCCACCUGUCCUCUCCUUCCCCAUCACCUUUCAGUUCCCAACCCCACCUGUCCUCUCCUUCCCCAUCACCUUUCAGUUCCCAACCCCACCUGUCCUCUCCUUCCCCAUCACCUUUCAGUUCCCAACCCCACCUGUCCUCUCCUUCCCCAUCACCUUUCAGUUCCCAACCCCACCUGUCCUCUCCUUCCCCAUCACCUUUCAGUUCCCAACCCCACCUGUCCUCUCCUUCCCCAUCACCUUUCAGUUCACACUCCCAUACUACCCUCCCGUGUGGAGUUUCUGCAGGCUGAGCUAUGGCCUUGCCCACCUCAGGAGCAUCAGAGUGUAG